Messenger RNA from Kwoniella botswanensis, 1905 nucleotides. RefSeq lists its product as uncharacterized. The record is from RefSeq and is a predicted model, not a curated record. Gene Ontology annotation, molecular function: protein binding; chromatin binding. The transcript is spliced from 5 exons. Lineage: Eukaryota; Fungi; Basidiomycota; Tremellomycetes; Tremellales; Cryptococcaceae. Gene Ontology annotation, cellular component: mitotic cohesin complex. Gene Ontology annotation, biological process: mitotic sister chromatid cohesion; replication-born double-strand break repair via sister chromatid exchange. The coding region runs from base 1 to 1905 and encodes 634 amino acids.
AUGUUGUUGAACGAGCUCGUCAAAUCAGGUCCAUUGGCCAAGAUCUGGUUGUCUGCCCAUCAGGAGAAGAAGUUGAGUAAAGCUCAAGCGUUAGGUGUGGACGUAGGGGAAAGUGUCGAUGCUAUUUUGACUCAAGAUGCCGCUCAACCACUUCGAUCGUCUGGACCGUUGAUGUUGGGUGUGGUGAGGAUCUAUUCGCGUAAGGUUGGAUACCUGUUUGAUGAUUGUAAAGAAGCCAGAGAACGUAUAUCACUUGCCUUCCGACCUGGUAUAGUAGAUUUACCCGAAGAUCAAGUACGAGCGUCCAAAAAUGCCAUUACUUUCCCAGAUGUGCGAAACGAAUUUGAUUUCUUAGAUUGGACUUGGACAGGUCCAUCGUUCACCCUUCCCGAAACCACCUCAGCAGCAGAAGCGCCAAUCAACUUACCUCGUUCUCGUGAAUUCGGUGCAUACAACUUCGGUCGACCAGCUGCACCUUCCAUUUACGGUGGAUCAACUGCCGCGUCCAGAGCUUCUCAAGAUCUAGGUGAAAGUGCUCUCGACUCGAAUGAUUUCUCAGGGGUAGACCUAGGGUUGAACUUGGAAGGAGAAGGAGAUAUAACGAUGGAAGCUGGAAGAGAUGUGAUGACUCCCAUGUCUAGGUAUAGUAGGGAACGAAGUUUGGGCGCAAAGCAACGAGGAGCGAGCAGAGAAUCAGUAGGAUUAGGUAGUAUACAAGGUGGUGGUAUUGGUGGGAUCGAACCGGUCGAUCUUGGCUUAGAUUUUGAGAAUUUGGAUCAACCAUUGCCGUUACCUGAAUUGGAAGUUCCAGAGGGUGAUAGAACAAGGAGAGAGACAUCUGCUCUAUCGACUCCACCUCCUCUUUCUCCACCAUCCAUUCCAGCCGAUAUUGCGGCUCAAAUUGCUGCUGUCCCUCAGGCAGCCCCCAAAGUUAAGAAGCAGAGACUCAUGCAAGCCGAUGCCGAACUUGAACUUCCCGAUGAACAACGAGACCUAUCAGCUAUACUAGGCGAAGAACGAUAUAUCCCUUCUGAUCCCGAUGCUGCCAGACUUCAAGAGAUUAUGGCCGAUCCUUCGUCCCACUUCUUACCUAUCAUCAGGAUCGGUGGGGAAAAUAUGAUUUUCGCUGGACCUCAGGGAUUAGCACCUGAAUUAGCUGAAUUAUUCACCUUCCCUUCCAACGUUCUUCGGCGAAGUAGAGGUACAGAGGAAGAAGGUGAGCGAGCAUCCAAGAGACCUAGAAUAGAAGGAGAAGAGGAGGAAGAUAUCGAAAAUGUAAGAAGGGUUGAGAGGGGGAGUGAAGUCCCAUUUGAGAUGCCUUCAGGGUACGGAAUGGAAGGUAUGGGAGGUGACGAUUCGUUCGCAUUUCAACCUGAAAACUUACCGUAUGAAGAACCGCUCCUUACUACACCUCGUGCGGGACGUGUCUUACCGAGAGAAAGAGAACCUUCCAUCGCAUACUCUAGAGCAGAAUCGAUAGCUAGGGAAAUACAGUAUGGCGGAGAAGCUGGAGAGUUCACUUUAUCGAUGUUUGAUUCUCGAACUUCUGCUGCAGCAAGAGAAGAAUUCUCACAAUUGAGUCAAAGUCAAUUAUCGACUCCUACCAAAUCGAGUGAGAAGACGACCGCGAGUGGGUUCUCGAAGAAUACCAGUAUGGCUAUGGGAUUAUUGAGGAAGGAGUUGGAUGCCAUUGACGAGGAAGAUAAGGUGGUCUCGUUCGAACAGUUGGCCGAUAAGUCCACCAAACGAGCAGCUUCUUCAUUCUUCUUUGAACUUUUGGUUUUGGGUACUCGAGAUUGUGUCAAAUUGGAACAACGGACUCCGUACCAAGAUAUCAAAGUCCGAGGUAAAGAUAAACUCUGGCCUGAAGGUGAAGGUGUGGAGACUGUCGGCGUAACCGCUUAG